AUGAAUGCCAUUUGCUGUAACGUCGCUGGUUCCGAUACUUAUCUCGUCAUGAGUGAUGCCAACGAAGCGGUAACUGUAGGAGAAGAGGUGACUCGGGAUGCUGGGAAUGUUGCAGGUGAGGGGUUGGCAAGAUGCGCUGAAAUCCCAACCGUGAAAAGUGGUCAAGCAGAAAUGGAUUACGAUUUGAUAUCUUCUUUGAAAGUCGGCGGUAUCAAUUGGAAGAUCCAAGGGCGUUGUACUCGCAAGUCUAAAUUCACGCCUUAUCAAUCUGGCAAAGGGAAACCAGGAACUAUGAUGACUUUUGAUUUUCAGGACGGUAGCGGACAGAAGAUUAAAUGUGUAGUUUUCAAUGAUGCAAUAGAAAUGUUGGAUCAGAAAGUUUUCGUUGGUAAAAACUACGCUAUCAGCAAAGCGACUGUGCAAAACAGAUUUGGUAGACCGGUUCCUGGUUAUCAUAAUUGUGAGCUGCUUUUCUAUAAACACAGCCAGUUUGAAUUGUUGGAAGACGAAGAUGAUUUUGUUUUUCCUUGUGAGCGUUAUCGUCGUCUUUCUGAACUGGAUUCGGGCGAUAUCGAAAUCGACUCAUCUAUCAAUGUUCUCUGUGUUGUUUCGUCUGUUGGGACCAUGCAGAAUAUGGAGAUCAACAAUAGCGAUGGCACUAAACGAGAUGCUGCUUAUCUUGAGGUGCAACUCGUGGAUUCCAGUUUGAAACAGGGUCAAGUUCCUGUUACUUUCUGGGGUCGUACUGCUGCCGAUGUGCAUCGCCAUCCUGCUGGGCGCACAAUGGAAUUAAAAGGUGCUGUUGUCGUGAGUCGCGAGGGACGUCUUUGUCUGAAAGCUACUGCGCUGACGGAUGUCGAGUUCGAUCCUCAACCUGAUGCUGCUGAAAAUUUGAUUCAAUGGUUCAAUGGCAGUAAGAAGCGUCGCAUGUGUGAGUGA
This is a messenger RNA of Daphnia magna, 939 nucleotides long. RefSeq lists its product as uncharacterized. The record is from RefSeq and is a predicted model, not a curated record. The transcript has 6 exons. NCBI's taxonomy places the organism in Eukaryota, Metazoa, Arthropoda, Branchiopoda, Diplostraca, Daphniidae. Bases 1 to 939 code for a protein of 312 amino acids.